GCUUUGAAUUUUAUGUUUUUAGCACAGCUUGGUAGAUCAACCAGUUCGAAGCAUAAUUUAGGCCUAUGUAUUGUGUGUCGUAAAAAAGUAGUUACUAAGAGAAUUAUGUGAAGGAAGUGAAAAUCUGAGGCGGUAACAAUGCAAGGCUAUGAGCCUUCACCGCCAAUAAGAACGUUCGAACUUCACGACCUACCGGAUUAUAAGAUACCAAAGGAUAGGCUAACGUGGUCUCGUGUUCGUUUAACGAGCGAUAAAUAUAUGUGUAUAACAGUUGACAAACCGAAUAAUACUACGUGUAACAGUCAAGUUUAUUCAUUCGAUCCUACAAGUCAAAGAAAUCAACCUAGAAUUCAAAAGUAUACUAUAGAAGCUGAAUUAGCUCAAAUAAGUCCUGCUGGAGACUUUAUUGCUUGUAGAUAUAAACAACAUAUUGUCGUUUAUCAUCGAUCCCGUAUAAUUAACAAGCAAAGUAAGAGGAGGAUAAGGAGCCAAUCAUCUAUAAAAUUCUGGUUAUGGAUAAACAAUGAUGUUUUGGCUUUCAUUACUGGUGAUGAUAUUUGGUAUUGGGACGUUCAUAAAAACGAUAAGCCUCGAAAAGUAUUGAAUGUCGCUAAAAGAUUAUCCGACAUGCAGAUUGUAUCUUUCGAAGUUGCUCCUAAUAAUAAAUGGUUUGCUCUAACAGCGCUAGUAGCAAAGGAGGAGUACAUCGAAGGAGUUGUACAGUUGUUUUCUCAGGACUAUAAUUUAGGUCAAUGCAUUUCCGCCCAUGCAGUGCAUUUCUUCCGUUAUCAAUUCGAAGGUAACAGGAAGGAAAGCAACAUUCUGGCGGUUGCGACCAGACAUAAACAAAGUCGAUUCGGCAAAGUAUAUAUUAUAGAAUUAGGACCUCAUCAAAACGGAAAUUACGCUUUGUCCAGCCAUUCUGAAGAGAUUACUUUUCACGAUACGACAGAUUACUAUGAUUUUCCUAUUUCUAUUCAGGCUAGUCAGCAUUUAGGACUUUUAUACGUUUUUACGAAAUAUGGAAAAUUGUAUAUACACGAUAUAGAAAGUUCGAAUUUUUUAUACUGCGAACAAAUAUCGGAUAGCAUAGUCUUCUCCACAGUACUUUGUUCACAAUCAUCAACACCGAUUGCACUAUGCACUUCCGGAAAGAUUAUACUAGUGGAAUUGAAUUUAGCUAAAUUAGCUUGUCAUUUAAAGGAUAGCGUCUCCUAUCAAUACCUCGCUCCAAUUAUUCAAGGAAGAGAUAAAACCGGAAACUGGUUAACUAUUAAACGCUUAAACAAAGAAGAAAUACCAUUUGUAGAUGAUGGCGUUGAAAGCGAUAGUGAAAAUUCAACGUCCAUUUAAAUUUAAUAUUAAUCUUGCUAACGUUUAAACUGCAUUUUUUUUUCUUUACUUUUGUCUAGUUCGAAAAGAGAAGGGGGGGGCUGAGAUGGAAUUCUGUAAAAAUAAUUCAAUGCCAUGUAUUUCCGCUGCGUGCUUCUUGUUCCUUAAAGUAUCCUUCCAAAAUUUAAAAAUAGAUUAUAUACAUAAUAUUCGUUUAAACUAAUCAAUUGUACAUUUAAUAACAGUACAUAUGCACAUGCACACCUACACAUAUAAGAGAAAGAAAAGGAAAGAUACUUUAAGUUAGGCUUGUGUCGUAUAUGGGAAUUCAUUAUUAUAUUCCGUUCCAAAGUAUUAGUUGACGAUAAUUUAAAAAAAAAAAAGAAACAAAAUUCUUGUUUUUUUUUUUUUAUUUUUUUUUUUUAAGUUUAAGUUCAUUAAUUUAAUGGUGCUAAGAAUUGUGGCUAUAAAUUGCCUGCUUAUUGCUGUUUCUAUAAAAAUGCCUUUUGCUGCAUCUGUUUUAUAAAUAGUUUCGUAUGUAUUUUGUAUUGAGUUCUGUUAGGCAAAAGAAUAUGCGAAUCAUAAGUUACAAACAGUAUAUUUGUAUUGAAACUUGUAUAACUUUAUUAUAUAUUUAUUAGUAUCAGUAUAUGUCUAAUUCUUAUAUUCUACAAAGAUAGAAUAACAUUUAAUAUAUGAAUACACGUAAUGUUGUAAAUAGCUUAUAACCAUUAGGCGGCGCUGUAUGUUACAUUCUAAAUUCUACGGCUAUCUGUCUCUUCUAUCUUACUAACGCAGAUGAUGAAUAAGUCAUAAAUAAGACUGAAGCUAAUCUUUCCGUAUGGUGAUCACGUAUUUAUUCUGUCUAAAAAUUCAAUAUAUCUACCACAUCUUAGUAUUUCCGA
Dimorphilus gyrociliatus is the source of this 2237-nucleotide messenger RNA. The record is from the annotation of a GenBank genome assembly. NCBI's taxonomy places the organism in Eukaryota, Metazoa, Annelida, Polychaeta, Dinophilidae.